AUGGGUAAGGCUCACCUAAGUAAUGGUGGCGAGCCAUGUGAGCCAUUGCUGGACCAACCGGAGGAGAAAUCUAAAAGCACUCUCAGCCCUAACCCAGAGGCAACAGCCAAUAUUUUUUCUAGGAUUACUUUUAUUUUUAUGACCAGUCUCUUCUACAAGGGAUCUCGAAAAACACUGGAAGAAAAGGACAUGUUCGAGCCUUUGCCGAAUCAUGAAUCAGAAGCUGCCACGAAUCGUUUGACGAGAGCAUGGAAUGACGAACAAGAGAUGGCUGCAAAGGCAAGAAGGCCUCCCAGCCUGAUGUCAGCCAUUCGGAGAACAUAUUGGAAGGAAGUUGCUCAAUUUGGUAUUCUACUCUUUUUGGAGGAAAGUGUUAAAAUUUGCCAACCACUAUUUAUGGGUCGUCUCAUUCGAUACUUUCGCUUUGAUGCCCCCAUGACCGAAAUGGAGGCUUACGUUGGUAAGUUAAUCAGAAGUACAUGCUUCCUUUCAGUGGUUCCGUCUUCGUGA
This is a messenger RNA of Cooperia oncophora, 510 nucleotides long. The record is from the annotation of a GenBank genome assembly. NCBI's taxonomy places the organism in Eukaryota, Metazoa, Nematoda, Chromadorea, Rhabditida, Trichostrongylidae.